AUGGCGGCGGCGAUGGACGCGGCGCGGGUGUUGGUGACCUUCAAAGAUGUGGCUGUGACCUUCACCCGAGAGGAGUGGAGACAGCUGGACCUGGCCCAAAGGACCCUGUACCGAGAGGUGAUGCUGGAGACCUGUGGGCUCCUGGUUUCUUUAGGGCAUCGAGUUCCCAAACCCGAGCUGAUCCACCUGCUGGAGCAUGGACAGGAGCUGUGGACAGUGAAGAGAGGCCUCGCCCACAGCACCUGUGCAGGUGACAGAGCACAACUUCAGACCAGAGAGCCAACCACUUGUCUGCCGAUCUUAUUUGAGGGAGCCUUUCUCCAGGGAAGCCUGAGUCUGGGAUCUUCAAGGGACUCCAGACUGGGGAAAUCCAGGGAUCAGGAAGGGCUUUUGGAAAUGCAGAAAGGUCAAGUGAAGCCAAGGGCAGACCCUCACAAGGAGACCCAUCCAGAGAAAAUGAGCCUUGAAGAUGAAGGUUUGGGGACAGAAGAUAGUCUGCACUCCAGGGUGUUACUGGAGCAGGUAUCUGCAGGAGAUGUUCUCCUUCAAUGUGACUCACAGCAAACAGGGAAAGACACCUCAAUUCAUGUAAGGACAAACUCCUACAAAUGCAAGCAGUGUGGGAAAGGUUUUAGCCGGAAGUGGUAUCUUGUACGACAUCAGCGGGUUCACACUGGAAUGAGGCCCUAUGAAUGCAAUGCGUGUGGGAAAGCUUUUAGCCAGAGCUCAACCCUCAUUCGGCACUACCUCAUACACACCGGGGAGAAGCCAUACAAGUGCCUUGACUGUGGGAAGGCCUUCAAACGCAGGUCGUAUCUCAUGCAGCACCACCCGAUCCACACUGGAGAGAAGCCCUAUGAGUGCAGUCAGUGUCGAAAGGCCUUCACCCAUCGCUCUACUUUUAUUCGCCAUAAUAGGACCCACACGGGAGAAAAACCCUUUGAGUGCAAAGAAUGUGAUAAAGCCUUUAGCAGUAGGGCACACCUAAUUCAACACUACAUCAUCCACACUGGAGAGAAGCCCUAUGAUUGCGUGGAGUGUGGGAAGGCCUUCAGGUGCAGCUCAGAGCUCAUGCAGCACCAGAGGAUUCACACUGGGGAGAAGCCCUAUGAAUGCACCCAGUGCGGGAAAGCCUUUCAUCGGAGCACAUACCUCAUUCAGCACUCUGUCAUCCACACUGGGGAGAUGCCCUACAAGUGCAUUGAGUGUGGCAAAGCCUUCAAACGCAGGUCACACCUCCUGCAGCACCAGCGGGUCCAUACUUGAGGAAGCCCUGUCGGUGCAGUGAAUGUAGAAAGGCCUUUACUCCUGCUCCUCUUUCAUCCCUCAUGACGGGACCCACAGUGGAGGAAAAAACCCUCUGAGUGCUAAGACUGUCAGGAAGCUUUUUAUUUUUUGUCAGCUCUUCCUUAAUUAAAUGCACAAGUAGUCAACACUGGGGAGAAACCCAGGGAGUGCAACGAAUGUAAGGUGCCUUCAGCCACCACCCAGCCCUUACCCAUAGCGGAAGGAUUCAUGUCAGAAAAAUGCAGAAGGCAUUCCACUCGCAUCAGCAUCAGAGAACUUGUGCUGGGGAAAGACAUUCCGAAUAUAACUACUGAGGACAGUCUGAAAAAGAAAAAAAUCUCAUGUGCCACCUGAGAAUUCAUAAUGAAGAGUUACUGCAUAAUUGUCAUCACUCGGAGAGAACUUUCUGUGACCAGGUCAUUACUUGUCAUGUAAAGAGCCAUAUCGGAACUUGACCCACCUUGGGAUUUAUUCUAUGAAUUUAUAGAAACCUUCAGUGUCAGGUAUCUCCUUGGUUUA
Messenger RNA from Propithecus coquereli (Coquerel's sifaka), 1806 nucleotides. It is a transcript of the gene ZNF550, whose product is annotated as zinc finger protein 550. Gene Ontology annotation, molecular function: DNA-binding transcription factor activity; RNA polymerase II cis-regulatory region sequence-specific DNA binding. Gene Ontology annotation, biological process: regulation of transcription by RNA polymerase II. The record is from RefSeq and is a predicted model, not a curated record. The coding region runs from base 1 to 1266 and encodes 421 amino acids. The transcript is spliced from 4 exons. NCBI's taxonomy places the organism in Eukaryota, Metazoa, Chordata, Mammalia, Primates, Indriidae.